AUGGAUUGUCUUAUCGACGCCGGCGGGAAGCUUGGCCUGAAAGGUGAGGACUUAGCGGCGCAGCAACAGACGAUUGAACGCGAAGAACGCAAACUCGAACGCGAGGAGCUCCAGCGUCAGGAAGAAGCACGAAGAGCCAGUGCGGAAGAAGAUGAGCUUAGAAUAAGCGAAGGCGGCGCCCGAGGACCGAAUCACAAGGUACCGAAGCUUCCUGUAUUCGCAGAUGGUACGGACGAGUUAGAUAACUAUUUACGACGGUUUGAGAGGUUUGCUACCAAUAGUGGAUGGAAGGAAACAGAAUGGGCGUCCUACUUGAGCGCACUGUUGACGAGCAGAGCGCUUGAUGUUUAUUCGAGAUUGCCGGAUAGCGCCGCCGCCGAUUACAAGCAACUGAAGCAGGCGUUGCUUAAAAGGUACACUUUGACUGAUGAAGGCCACAGACUAAAAUUUCGGCAGGAGAGACCGGAAAGGGAUGAGAGUCCGUCGCAGUUCAUCGCGCGCUUGCUGAACUACGUGAAGAAGUGGAUGAGUCUGGCUGAAGUCGACGACACGUCGCCAGCACAGGUGCGUGACUUGUUCGUGAGAGAGCAGUUCCUUGAAGCUUGCCCGCAAGACUUAGCUGCAUUUCUGCGAGAGAAGCCACUCAAGAGCUUGGAGGAGGUGACCGAGACCGCGGACCGAUUUCUACGAUAUGGUCAUAAAGCCAUUGACUGCAGAGACAAAACCAAACGGAACUGUUUCAGGUGUGGUAAGGCAGGUCAUGAGGCAAGGAACUGCCGGAGCAAUCCCAGGGCUGGAAAUACUACUGUCAAGUCCAACUUCGUAGUGCAAAAGACUGAUCGCCUGGACUCUGCUACUGAAGCCCAUGGUGUGUCAAUGGGUGACCUGAAAGAAUCAAUUGAUGAUGGAUGGCUACUUCUAGCAAAUGGUAAGAAGGUUCUGCUGAUAAGCAGUGCUGUGAGUGAGAAAAUGUCAGUGAAUGGUCAGUGUAUGCCAGUGUCAGAAGGGAGGAUCGGUACUUCAGAAGUACGUGUUUUGAGAGAUACCGGGUGCAGUGGGGUGAUAGUGAAGCAGAAGUUUAUUCUUGAUACCCAAUAUACCGGGCGCUAUGGAUUGAUACAAAUGGUGGACAAUACCGUUUGUAGAGUACCAAUGGCCACUGUUUGCAUCGAAUCACCGUACUUGACAGGAGAGGUCUCGGCACUAUGCCCACCCGAUGCUGUGUAUGAUGUGAUAGUUGGUAAUGUUCCAGGCGCAAGGGCAGCAGACGACCCGGAUCCUGAGUGA
This is a messenger RNA of Corticium candelabrum, 1287 nucleotides long. RefSeq lists its product as uncharacterized. Gene Ontology annotation, molecular function: zinc ion binding; nucleic acid binding. The transcript is spliced from 3 exons. The coding region runs from base 1 to 1287 and encodes 428 amino acids. Lineage: Eukaryota; Metazoa; Porifera; Homoscleromorpha; Homosclerophorida; Plakinidae. The record is from RefSeq and is a predicted model, not a curated record.